Molecule: messenger RNA, 1194 nt
Organism: Oreochromis aureus
Lineage: Eukaryota; Metazoa; Chordata; Actinopteri; Cichliformes; Cichlidae
Product: tripartite motif-containing protein 35-like
Exons: 2
Coding region: 1-1194 (397 amino acids)
Molecular function (GO): zinc ion binding
Source: RefSeq, a predicted model, not a curated record
AUGAUACACAGUCUGACAGCUCCAGUCUCAGCUGAGUCCCAGCCUCCUUUCCGCUCCUCUCCCGUCUCACUAAAAAAACCGCGCCCGGGACCACACCUCCGCCACAAAGCUAAAAACAAAAACUGUCCCAUUUGUAAAAGAAAAUCUUCAAAGGAUCGUCCUGAUGUGAACUUUACACUGAAAGAACUUGCUGAUUCAUUUACUGACACAAAGAAAUCUGGAUCAUCUGAGACAGAAAAAGGAGAGAAGAAAUUAACAGUGGUGUGCAGUAAACAUGAGGAAGUGCCUAAACUGUUCUGUGUGGACGAGCAGAGAGCUGUGUGUCCUGUGUGUGAGUUUUCUCUCCACCAGAGUCACAAAGUGGUUCCUGUAGAAGAAGCAGUCAGUGACCUGAAGGAGCAGCUGAAAUCUGACUUAAAGUCUCUGCAGGACAAGAGGAACAAAUACAAACAAGUGGAGGAAACAUACAAUGAAAUGAGGGAACACAUGAAGAAGCAGCUGUUGUCCACAGAGAGGCAGAUCAGAGCAGAGUUCAACAAGCUCCAGCAGUUCCUGAAAGAGGAAGAGGAGUCCAGACUGGCAGCUCUGAGGGAGGAAGAGGAGCAGAAGGGGAGGACUAUCAGCAGAGAGAUGAAGAUGAUUGAGGAGCAGAUCUCCUCUCUGUCAGACAGCAUCUCUGCUGUUGAAGAAGAGCUGCAGAAACACAGCGUGCCAUUCCUCAGCAGUUAUAAAGACACUCAGAGCAGAGCCAGAGCCCAGAGCUCAGUGUCAGAUCCACAGCUGGUCUCAGGAGCACUGAUAGAUGUGGCCAAACACCUGGGCAACCUGUCCUUCAGAGUGUGGGAGAAGAUGAAGGAGAAGGUCCACUUCAGUCCUGUCAUUCUGGACCCAAACACUGCAAGUGGGUGGUCUUUUGUCUCUGAUGAUUUGACCAGCGUGAGGCAUGGAGACAGAAAGCAGCAGCUUCCUGAUAAUCCAGAGAGAAACACUUAUUAUUGCUGGGUUUUUGUCUCUGAGGGUUUCAGCUCAGGGAAACACAGCUGGGAGGUGGAGGUGGGAGACCAUCCUGAUUGGCUUGUGGGUUUAGUUAAAGAGUCAGUUGGCAGGAAGGGAGAGUGUUCUGUUUCACCAAAAUAUGGAAUCUGGUGUUUAGGAUAUCAUAGUGGAAAAUACACUAAUUGUGUUCACUGUUAG